UUCGCCCCGUAGUAUCAUGCCUAACAUUGGUGACAGUAAAUGCAUCCUCGUCGUCGGCGCGACCGCCGGCAUAGGCAGGGCCCUGGCUAAGAGCCUCAAGGCCCUCCCAUCCAAGCCCAAGGUCAUUGUCACCGGUCGUCGACAAGAGAGAUUAAAUGAGCUGGCAAAAGAGGGAUUCGAGACUGCCAUGGUCAAUAUCGACACCGAUCGGGCUGGCCUCAAGCAGUUCGUCGACUCCAUUGUCAGCAAAUACCCAGAGGUCGAUGCAGUCAUUUUCUCGGCCGGUAUUCAGCACGAGUUCGAUUUCACCAAGCCCGAAACGGUCGAUCUGGACAAACUCGUGAGCGAACUAAACACUAACUACACCGCCAUCGUUACGAUGAUAACGUACUUCCUGCCCCAUUUCCUCAAAGUCGCAUCCAAGGGCCAGCCAUGCUUUAUCGUCCCAAUCACAUCCGGCCUCGGAAUAGUGCCUGGACCUUGGGUUCCAUGCUACUCUGCAACCAAGGCUGCUCUGCAUAGUUACAGCAUCUCUCUGAAUGAGCAGCUUAGGGGAACUGGCGUCCAUGUCAUGGAGAUCAUGCCACCGCUGGUGGAGUCUGAGCUUCAUGACCAUCAAGGCAAGACUCCAGUUCUUUCCAAAGUUUGGAUGCCUCUGGAUGAGUACACUAAGCAUGAAGUGGAUGGCCUCUUGCGCGGCGAUACUUUCAUCCCCAUCGGCCAGACUGCGGAUAACUUCGAGAAAUUCGAAAAGGGCAAGGAUGAGAUAGCUCGGGGAUCCUUCAAAUUCAUCCAAAGCUUGAAUUCGUCUUAAAGAUGCGGUACAUGAGACAAUCUCCUGCCAUUACCAUAUCCAAGAGUGAUAUGCGUCGUAGGAUAGCAUAGAGUACUGGUCGGUGUAGGAUGCCCAAUCAAAAAUUGAUAGGAUUAUUAUGGUUACCGAG
Messenger RNA from Gloeophyllum trabeum ATCC 11539, 944 nucleotides. RefSeq names its product NAD P-binding protein. The transcript is spliced from 7 exons. The record is from RefSeq and is a predicted model, not a curated record. Bases 17 to 814 code for a protein of 265 amino acids. Lineage: Eukaryota; Fungi; Basidiomycota; Agaricomycetes; Gloeophyllales; Gloeophyllaceae.